Molecule: messenger RNA, 891 nt
Organism: Psylliodes chrysocephalus
Lineage: Eukaryota; Metazoa; Arthropoda; Insecta; Coleoptera; Chrysomelidae
Source: the annotation of a GenBank genome assembly
AUGGAUUGCGUGGAGUGUACAGGCGGCAUUUUGUCAAAGAAAAAUGUGAAUGGACUUAGAACAAUGUAUGUACAUUCUCAGCGAAGUAUAUCAAUAACUAGAGAAAAAAUUUCUGGAGAAAAAGGUAUUUGGAAAUGUUCUCUAUAUCAUAAAUGGAGAUUUACCGGUCGCAUUCAUACCAUAGGCGAUGAAAUUGUGAAGAGUACCGAACAUAAUCAUGUGUCAGAUAGUGCUGAUGCCGAAGUAAGAAGAGCUGUUAAAAAAAUUAAAGUUUUAGCUGAACAAAGUGGUUCCACUAAUCAACAAAUCAUUGCAAAGGUUUCCGAGGGUUUAUCAUCAUCGGUUGCAGCCAGAUUACCACAAGUGAAUGGUUAUGAACAAAAAUCGAGAGUCAAAAGACCAAGGGCGCCCCCACCUGAACCUGAAAACGACGUCGAAGAUUUUGAUGAAAGAAACAACGAGUUGAAUCCAAAUUUCGUCCCGCCAGGAUUUCUGAGUCCUUCUGUCAUUGAAUAUUUGGAGUUGGGGAAAUCAAUACCAGGUCGACCAGGAUCUGACUAUCCAGUAUUGAACACAGUUCCUUACACAAAUUUCUACUGCGAUGAACAACCUUACCCUGGAUUCUACGCAGAUACCGAGACUCGUUGUCAAAGUUGGCACUACUGCGAUAUUGAUGGACGACAGACGACGUUUUUGUGCCCGAACGGCACCCAAUUUAGCCAACUGGUUUUCGUCUGUGACUGGUGGUUCAACGUUAGGUGCGAGUUAAGCGAAAAAUUAUACAUCAUAAACAGUCGAUUAUAUGGACGACCAAAAUUGGAUCCUACAAAACCUCAUCGGACCAUAACCAAACAAAUUCUAGAAGACAUUUUUAACGAUGAAGAAAAAUAA